Molecule: messenger RNA, 444 nt
Organism: Tilletiaria anomala UBC 951
Lineage: Eukaryota; Fungi; Basidiomycota; Exobasidiomycetes; Georgefischeriales; Tilletiariaceae
Product: thioredoxin
Exons: 3
Coding region: 24-347 (107 amino acids)
Molecular function (GO): protein-disulfide reductase activity
Source: RefSeq, a predicted model, not a curated record
AACAAGCAAGUCCGCUAUUCACAAUGGGUGUCAAGCCGCUUGAGUCCCUGAAGGAGUUCCAGGACGCCAUUCAAGGCGACAAAGUCGUCGUCAUUGAUUUUUGGGCAACAUGGUGCGGCCCUUGCAAGAUGGUCAGCCCCAUCUUUGAAAAGCUGUCUGAAGGCGCUGCAGCGGACAAGGUUGGCUUCUACAAGGUCGAUGUUGAUGAGCAAGAGCAGAUUGCCCAGGAGGUCAAAGUCAAGGUCAUGCCCACCUUUAUGUUUUUCAAGGGUGGACAGAAGAUUCAUGAAAUCCAAGGCGCUCGUAUCCCGGAGCUGACUAAAGCUAUUUCAGAUUACAGCAGCUGAAGUCUGACGUUAUGUAGUUAGGAAAACGUCAACAAGUACUACAAGUAUCAGUCGUUUGAAAUCUUGAGUCGCUCUCUUUCCACUUGAUAGAUGUCUU